AUGUCAAUGCAUACCACUCUUCGCCGUACCGCGGCCACGAUAUCGAGCUCAACCUCAACCAUCCUUCCGUCCCGAGUACCAGGCUCUCAACCCAAUGCCAUAACCUUCGUCUGCUCCCAAUGCCGUCAUGCUACCCUUCUCCGUCGCCCGAAGCGCCCAUACACCUUCACUCAACUCAUCACUCUCUCUGACGGCAGCGCCUUCACUCACCGCACUACUUCCCCGGCUCCCGUCUACCGAUCUACACGUGACACGCGCAAUUCGCUGCUUUGGAACCCUUCCAGCAGCAAACUGAUGAAUGUUGAAGAAGAUGAGGCCGGUCGACUCGCGGCUUUCCGUGCGCGCUUCGGUCGCAGCUGGGAUGCCAAUGCUCCAGCGGAGGCCGCUUCAGCCACCGAACCACAGGACGCUGCGACUAAGAAGGCCGAAGAGGAAGCAGCCAAAGCCCAGGCGCUGGCUGAUCAGGAGGAGGAAGAUAAUCUGCUGGAUCUCAUCAGCUCUUUCAGCCAGGAACAGAGCACGGCCCCUUCGAAGAAGAAGAAAUAG
Molecule: messenger RNA, 546 nt
Organism: Penicillium macrosclerotiorum
Lineage: Eukaryota; Fungi; Ascomycota; Eurotiomycetes; Eurotiales; Aspergillaceae
Product: mitochondrial 54S ribosomal protein bL31m
Exons: 1
Coding region: 1-546 (181 amino acids)
Biological process (GO): mitochondrial translation
Cellular component (GO): mitochondrial large ribosomal subunit
Molecular function (GO): structural constituent of ribosome
Source: RefSeq, a predicted model, not a curated record